AUGGAAUUAAAGUUUGUUCUAGUGUUUUGUCUGUCAUCUUGUCUGUUUUACGGUUUGUCACAGCAAGAAACUGCCAAUGAUCUCACAAAUGGUGUACCAUUACUCAAUCAUAAAGCAAAUAAAUCGGAUGGUUAUUACCGAAUACCCAAUUAUGACUUCAAAUGUUUAAGACGUUUGGAAAUGUGUCCUACUGGAUGGUCUCUACGUAUGAAAUUAAAAUUAAAUCAAUUUCCUAUUGUUGAUAAAGAACGAAAAUAUUUGCUAUUGAGUACAGGAGCUCAUGAACCACAUGGUGAUGGUCUUCUAGUUCAAUUAUAUCAAAGUAAAAAUACAUCUUAUUUGGAAUUUGGUAUUAAAGAAUUUCGAAAUGAUCAAUUUGGUUACUAUUGGCAAUUGGAAGCUGAUUUAGAGACAAAUCAAUGGAUUGAUGUUGUUAUAGUUGUUUCAAUGUCGGAAAGUAAUAAUCAUCGUUUAAAUGUUCAUUUUGAUGGAUAUCUCUAUCGAGAAACACAAGUAGAAAAUUAUACAGAAUUAUUUGUAUUUAAAUAUAAUAUUCAUCCAACAGUAGUACAAGUAUAUGCAAAUAACAGUGGAUUAGCCAUAUUUGAUCAAAUUCAAUAUUAUGAACGAAUAUUAAGUCCGAAUGAAAUUGCAGAUGUUUCAUACGAUCUGAUUGAAAUUGGAUGUCUUAAACCAAAAGGUGAUCGAUUUCAUCAAUAUAUUAUUGCUGGUAAAUACAAAUGGAAACAAUGUAGAGAUGAAUGUUUUAAACGAAAAACAAAAAUUGCACUUUAUAACGAUAAUCAAUGUGGAUGUAUACAAAGUUUUUAUGAAUUACAAGUUUAUUUUAAAUAUGAUAAAUGUACGUGUGAUAUUAAUUCAAAAUGUGAACAAUGGCAUAUUCUCUCUGUUUCUCAUGUUAUUGAUCUUAUCGAUGCCGAAGUUGGACUGGAAAUUGGUAUGGCUGAUGCAUCAUUUUUACAACAUGGUCGAACAAGAAUACAAAUUAAUGAGGGUGUGGAAAUAAUUGUUUCAGUUAAAAAUGAACGAAAUUUAGCAGCAUUAACAGUCUAUGGUGAUAUUGAAGGAAAUGAAGGAGCAAAUAGUUCAAAUGAAAUUUAUAUAACUGCUGGUGUGGGGGGUACAGCUCCAACGACAAAUGAUAUAAAAAUGAAUUACAUACCAAAUAAAAGCUCAUCGAAAACGGAAUUAACGGGUAUAACUGGUAAUCCAUAG
Molecule: messenger RNA, 1236 nt
Organism: Didymodactylos carnosus
Lineage: Eukaryota; Metazoa; Rotifera; Eurotatoria; Philodinida; Philodinidae
Source: the annotation of a GenBank genome assembly